This is a messenger RNA of Plasmodium fragile, 2241 nucleotides long. RefSeq lists its product as uncharacterized. Bases 1 to 2241 code for a protein of 746 amino acids. Lineage: Eukaryota; Apicomplexa; Aconoidasida; Haemosporida; Plasmodiidae. The record is from RefSeq and is a predicted model, not a curated record. The transcript has 5 exons.
AUGAAUAGUCUGUUGCGCUCUGCGUCCAUAAUAACGUGGCCAAUCGCGAGGCGCCAUGGGGUGAAGAAGAAAAGGUUUUUUGCUACAACUCUACGCAACAGAAUCGCUUGGGGCGAAAUCCCAAGAAGGGAAAGGAAAAGAAAAAUAGACGAACGCACAAAAAAAACAGUUAAAGUUAACCUUCAUUUAGACCGUAAAAAUGUUAAUACUACAAACUUGAUAAAUUGUAUAGGGGAUAAUAGAAAGUUGUUACUAUAUGCAUUAUGCCAGGCGUACAAAAAAGGACAAAAGGAAGUUGGUGGAAAUAAACUGCAUGACCUGAUUCAAGUUUUGUGUGAAAAGGUAAUCACGAAAGAAGCGGGCCUACAGUUGAGGGAUAAAUUGCUCUUCCUUAGCUGUCUCCCUGCGAACAGCUACGCUGAGAGGAUUACCUUGACGAGAGGCGAUGUGAAGGAUGGACGGUUACCCCCAGGGAGAAGCGGUUCCAUUGGCAGUGGUACAGGGAGACAGAACAUUCAGAAAAAACUCAUCGAAUGGAUAGAUCAUAAAAACGCAUUUAACUACUAUUGUACAAUUUUAAAAAAAAGGAAAAACAACAGCCUCGAUGAUGAUGAACUAGACGAGGAUGUCACCAAUUUUUUUGUGAAAAAGUUAAACGCUUCGUUAGUAAGUACCAUUUCGAUGUACCUUUUGAAUAUUUCCUACCUGAACAGCAAGGUAAAUAUUCGAACGAAUAGCUUGUACCUCCUAAUGACAUUUAUGUUAAAAUAUGUAAGGCAUAAAACGAAUAGGCGCAUAUCCAUGGUGCGUCUAUGCAAGCACACAGAAUUAUUAACCUCCAUAAUGAAUGCAGCAAAGAUUAAAACUGAGAAAAAUAACAGGGACGCCGAAAAAGAUAUUGACAUGGUGAAUAAGCUCAAAAUGAUGAACAAGAAUGAGUAUCCUCUGGACACUUCAUCCUUCGUUGACAUGUGCUCGGAGGUCGUGGGCACACGGAGCAACACUGAGCUGGCCUUUCUGUUGGGAAACAAUGUGACCUACAUCACUGGCCAUUUUUACCACUACUUUAAUAUAUACGAAUUUGAGUGUCAGAGGGAGGGGUGGCCAAGAGGGGGGACCACCUGCAGUGAAGCGGCGCAGAUAGGAGAAGUGGACGUAGGUAAUGAACGGGAAGACACACCCAGUGCGCGCACAGAAACCGCAAAACUGAGCAACCUCUCCAUGGCAACGGAGGAUAAAGAUGUGAUGACGCGGCAAAUCGUCUACAUGAUUUACUUCCUGAACAACGCCCUAGUUUGCUCCCUAAACAAGUUGAUAAGAAAUUAUAACAAAAUAACAUCAGUGGGAAGAAAUUCAAAUGGGGGAAUAUCACAUGGUCGUUUUGCACCCCACAUGGAAGCAGAAACGAUACGCAUAAUUACCAAUUACAUGUUCAGUUGUCUACCUUACAACCUUUUCUGUAAGACACUUUUUAAUAAAUUGGAGGAACUGUUCAUUCGUGUGGGAGCAUUGGACAAAAAAUUGCCAGAGGUAUCGUUGACUCCAUCUACUCUGAUUCAGUUCAUGCACUUGAUGAGCAUACAAUACAAUGCGGUUCAUGUGGAUGACGGUGUCAAUUCGUUGUGGACAAAUUGCCUGAAUGAAAUAUUCUCAAAUGAUUUCAAGUUAUUAAACAAAAAGGAUAAAAUUUUACUGUACAUAAGCAUAUCUAAAAUUUUUUUUUCGAAAAAAAAGAAGACUUACUUGUUUAAAUUAAAUUCCAUUUUAUUCCCUGAGUUGGUACAUUUUACUUACCGAGAUUUGUAUACCUUGGUUUAUUCCAUCAGCUGCUCCAAGUUUUGCGAUUUGCCAUUUUUUGAGGCACUCCUGAGGAACAUUCAUAAAUUGAGGCAAAAGUAUCCCAGCCGCAAGUUGUGGACCAUUUUGUCCAUUUUCCAGCCGUUCGAUCUGAACAUGCCUAUCUUUAAUAUGCUCCUGAGUUACGCCAACUGCGACGGCACUGAACAGAAGAGGGAGAAGAAGAAAGAGGAGUUAGAUGAGCCUUUCGAACAACACACCACCAACAAAGAUGCUAAAAAGCUGGAAGAAGAUUUGGAGAACAAGGAAAGAAUCUUAAAAGAGUUGGCUGCACACAUUAGGGAGAAUCACAGAGAGGAAAGUUUCUCAUUUAGCGAGUCAGAUAUGCUGGAGCUCCAUUCUGAGGACAACGGUUUAAGGUGCCAAGGGCCUGGUGAUGGGUAA